AUGGCCGCGGUCCGUCUGCUCCUGCUCCUGGCGGCGUCGGCCGUCGGACGCCACCUGGUCGCCGAGGACGCUGGUCCGGACGCCGAGGACGACCAGGUGCACCCCGAGGAGCUGAACCCGACGCUCACCGACGACGGCCUGACCCUGUUCGAGUCGGACAUCGUGCUGCCGGAUGCCGUUGACCGGCGGGCGCACAUGGGCAAGCGCUGGCCGCUUGGCGAGACGGUGCCGUUCGUGGUGACGCCAGAGGCGGAGGAGCGGCGCGGCAGCAUCGAAAAUGCCAUCAAUCACCUGCAGGACGUCACCUGCUUGACGUUCCGGGAGGAGCCGGUCGAUUUCGCAACGGCGCCACAUCUACGCUUUAUCAACGGUAAAGGCUGCUAUUCGUUCGUCGGUCAGAUGGGCAAAAAGCUCAGCGGCCAGGUGGUCUCGAUCGGUAAGGGCUGCGGCUCCCUGACGACGGUGGCGCACGAGAUCAGUCAUUCGCUCGGCUUCUUCCACGAACAGUCACGACCCGACCGUGACCAGCACGUCGAGGUCAUGUGGGACAACAUCAAGAAGGGCUACGAGGCCAACUUCAACACGAAGGAAAGCGCCGACCCGCUCGGCGUCGAGUACGACCUACGCUCCAUCAUGCACUACGCCAAGUUCGCCACAUCCUUUACGGGUCAGCCAACACUGCGCGCCGUGGACCCGUUGCAGGACCACUUGGUGGGACGGCGCAUUGGGAAGAUGACCCACCGCGACUGCGCAAUCACCAACAUCGCGUACGAAUGCGCCGCCCACUACACCGAGCCGCCCGCCUGCCAGAACGAAGACUACGUGGACAAGUUCUGCAAGUGCAACCGGCACUGCUACUGGCUGGUGACGGCGCCGAGCGGUUUCGCCGUCCGCCUCACAAUCACCGACGUCUCGAUGAACGACUACCCCCCGAAUUGCAAACGCGACCGGAUGUCGAUCCGGCUGGAGGGAGACCUGCGCGACGAGGCCGAGCGCGACUGCAGCACGCGCCUCACCGGCCGCUCCUUCGUCUCGGUCGGCAACCGGCUCCUGGCGUACUUCCGCACGCGCGGCAGUUCCCGUCGCGCUCGACGCUUCAGCGGGCUGGUUGAGUUCGUGCCGGAAGUGUAG
Molecule: messenger RNA, 1131 nt
Organism: Pollicipes pollicipes
Lineage: Eukaryota; Metazoa; Arthropoda; Thecostraca; Pollicipedomorpha; Pollicipedidae
Product: blastula protease 10-like
Exons: 2
Coding region: 1-1131 (376 amino acids)
Biological process (GO): proteolysis
Molecular function (GO): metalloendopeptidase activity; zinc ion binding
Source: RefSeq, a predicted model, not a curated record